GAACUCCAGGCGGGCGGGCGCAACAGCGGCCAACAGUAGGUGCUGGGGACAGACGCUGGGGCCGCGAUCUGCAUCCAGCCCCGCAUCCUCCCGCAUCCUCCAGCACUGUCCCGCACCAUCCGCGCACCUUCCCCAGGCCACCGCAUUUCCUAUGUGACCCGCCCCUGCAACGCCGAGUCCCUUCGCGUAGCGCUGCGGUGAAUUCUUAUCCCUAAACUGCAAUAAGCCUCCUUCCAAGGACAAGAUGUUGGUAAAUAUAAAAAUCAUCUUAUGGAUAUGCUCUAUCUUAAUAACAACCAAUUCCCAACAAAAUGACAAAGUGGGGAAAAGCCCAACUGUUAAGGCCUCCCUCUCUGGAAAAGUUGACCUUCCGUGCCAUUUUUCAACCAUGCCAAACUUACCAUCCAGUUAUAACACCACUAAUGAACUUCUUCGAAUCAAAUGGUCUAAGAUUGAAGUGGACAAAAAUGGGAAAGAUUUAAAGGAGACCACUGUGUUUGUUGUCCAAAAUGGAAAUGUCAAGAUCGGGGAUGACUACAAAGACAGAGUGUUGGUGCCGACACUUCUGGAGGAUGGAGGUGAUGCCACACUCACCAUGCUCAAAGUGCGUGCAAGUGAUGCAGGUCUCUACCGCUGUGAUGUCAUGUAUGGACUUGAGGACACACAACACACUGUAUCAUUGGCUGUAGAAGGAGUUGUAUUUCACUAUCGGGCAGCCACCAGCAGGUACACUCUGAACUUUGAAAGCGCCAAACAAACCUGUUUGGAUGUUGGGGCAGUGAUCGCCACCCCAGAACAGCUCUAUGCAGCCUAUGAGGAUGGGUUUGAGCAGUGUGAUGCAGGCUGGCUCUCUGAUCAGACUGUGAGAUAUCCUAUCCGGGCCCCUCGUGUAGGGUGUUAUGGAGAUAUGAUGGGGAAGCAGGGAGUCCGGACUUAUGGAUUUCGCUCACCUCAUGAAACUUAUGAUGUGUAUUGCUACGUGGACAAUCUGGAUGGUGAUGUUUACCACAUCACUGGUCCCAAUAAAUUCACCUUUGAGGAGGCCAAAGAAGAGUGUGAAAACCAGGACGGGCGGCUGGCGACGGUGGGAGAGCUCCACGCAGCUUGGAGGAACGGCCUAGACCAGUGCGACUAUGGGUGGCUGUCAGACUCCAGCGUGCGCCACCCUGUGACUGUGGCCAAGGCUCAGUGUGGAGGUGGUUUAAUUGGGGUGAGAACCCUGUAUCGUUUUGAGAACCAGACAGGCUUUCCUCCCCCUGAUAGCAGAUUUGAUGCCUACUGCUAUAAAACUAAACAGAAUAUAACAGAGGCUACAACCAUCGAAUUUGAAGAAACUGCAUCAUCCAGUUUUUCCACAGAACUGGUACCUGACAGAACUACACCUUUUAUACCUUUAGUCACUGAAUUACCUCUCAUUACAACAGCAUUCCCACCUGUGGGAAACAUAAUUAAUUUUGAACAGAAAACCACAGCUCAAACUGUCACACACAGAGUAGUCACUGAAUCACCCUUAUCUGCUGCAAGUACCAAAAUGCCUUUAGAUAUGAGCUCCUAUUUACCUUCUUUAGCACCUCUUGAAAAACCAGAUAUAUCUGAAAUUACGGAACAAGUGCCCCCAAGUUCAACUGUCAUCUCUCAUCACACUACAGAUUCAAGAGAUGAUAUGACAGAAGACAUCCAAACUCAAGAAUCAGUUACACAAAUUGAGCAAAUAGAAGUGGGUCCCUUGGUAACAUCUAUGGAGAUCUCAAAGCAUCUUCCUUCCCAGGAAUCCUCUAUAACUGAAACACCAUUCAGAUCUACAACAAUGACCCAGGAAUCCAAAACUGAAAAGAAAACAGUAAGCCCCUUUUCUGAAACAGUUGCCACAGAUAGCUAUGGCUUUACCUUGGGAGGAGAUGAUGGUGAAGACAGAACAUUUACAGUUAGAUCUGCUCAGAGCACGUUGGUCUUCAGCCAAAUGCCAGAAGUCAUAACUGUAUCAAAGACUUCAGAAGACACAACCCCCACACAACUGGAGCAUUUAGAGUCUGUCUCAACAUCUACAGCUGUCCCACCUAUAACUAUGCCUGGGAGUGAUGGAUCACCCAGGACCUGGGAGGAGAAAGAAACUAAUGGUUUUGACCAGUCUGUGUCCACCACACCUUUGCCGUCACUGCAUCAAACGGAAGUUGAAUUGCUUCCUUAUUCUCAUGAUAAAAACUUAGUUGGGAGAAAGACCACAAUUGUUUAUCCCUAUCUAGAAACCAAAAUGCCACAAGGAAAAGAAAGAACAGAAACAGAAGCAGGGGAUUUGGAGGAAGAACUUGUGACAACUCCAAUUGGCUUAGAAACCAGUGGCUAUCAAGAUACUACCAAGUAUGAUGAGGGUAUCACAGCUCAGCAUUUGACCCAGAGCACUCAAACUCUAGAGGUGGUCACUGUAUCAAAGUGGUCAUGGGAUGAAGAAAACACAACAUCAAUGCUUUUAGAACCCACCGAACACACAGGCUCCCCAGAAUUGUCCACUGCCUUACUCACCACGGUGGGCAUGAGUGAGAUGGGUAAAGAAAUCCCAAGUUUCACUGAAGAUGGAAAGGAUGAAUUCACUCACAUCCCGGAUAGUACCCAAACAUCACUAGAAUCAACUGAGGAAGACACAGAAAGAGCUCCAUCUAUCACAAGCACGGAGGGCCCUGUUGUUUAUCCAACCACAGAAGGGAGUGCUUCUGGUGAAGGGGAAGAUGUUGAGGUCUCAAAACCUGCAUCUGUUGUGCCUCAAUUUUCAUUCACUUCAGAUGAUGAAGGAUUAGCAUUUGUUAACUACAGUAGUACCCAGGAACCUACUACUUAUGUAGAUAGUUCUCAUACCAUUCCUCUUACUGUAGUUCCCAAGACAGAAUGGGGAGUAUUAGUACCUUCUGUUUCAUCAGAAGGUGAAGUUCUAGGUGAGCCCUCUCAAGAUAUACGUGUCAUUGACCAGACUCACUUUCAUUCAACAGUUUCUCCAGAAAUUUUAAAAACAGCAACAGAAGUUAUGCAGGGAACAACUGGAGAAUUCCUUUGGAAAGAACAGACUCCCAAGAUAACGGUUCCUGCUCUCAGUUCAACUCCUGGAACAACCCAGGAGACAACAUCAUUUCUGGAUGAAACAGACAGUGAUGGAUCAGCCUAUACAGUCUCUGAAGACAGAUCGGUGUCAACAUCUGAAGGAGUCCCAGGUUUAGAAACAACUCCAGCUGGAAAAAUUGACCAGAGUAUGUUUUAUCCACCUGGGGCUGUCACUGAGCAAAAAGGCAAAAAAGAUGAAAUCACACUAACCUCAAGCGUGGAGCCAAAGGAAUCUUUAAGUGCAGAACCUGAACCAAAAGAUAAAAUAGAGGGUACUAGUUCAACCCCUUUUAGCAUCACUGCUACCGAGUUUAUAGAGGAAACCAUUACUGAGGAAAGAGAGAAAACAUCCCUAGAUUAUAUUGAUUUAGGCUCAAGAGUAUUUGAAAAGCCCCAAACCACAGAAAUUUCAACGAUUAAAGCCACAGUUCCAAGUGACACCACCACUUUCUUCAGUUUAGAAGACAAACUUCACACCAUUUCAGCUCCCCAACCAUCAUCAGCGUCCACUGAGAAACCACCUCUCAUUGAUAGGGAACCAGGUGAAGAAACAACCAGUGAUAUGAUGAUCAUUGGAGAAUCAACAUCUUAUAUCUCUCCUACUCCCCUUGAGGAUAUUGUAACCAAGGAAACAGAAGCUGAUAUUGACACUGAGUAUUUCACAAGUUCAAGCAUUCCUGCUUCACAGCCAACAAGACCACUCAUUGCGAACGAGACAGAGGUUUUCAGACCCCAGACACUUUCUACAACGCAACCCUCAGUGGGGACAAAACUUCAACCUGAAAUAAAUGUUUAUAUUAUUGAGGUCAGAGAAAAUAAGACAGGUCGAAUGAAUGAUUUGAGUGUAAUUGGUCAUCCAAUAGAUUCAGAAUCUAAAGAAGAUGAACCUUGUAGUGAAGAGACUGAUCCAGAGCAUGAACUAAUUUUACCUCAGUACAUUGAAAUAGAUUUAUACCACAGUGAAGAGGAUGAAGAGGAAGAGGAAGACUGUGAAAAUGCUACUGAUGUAACCACUACUCCAUCAGUGCAGUACAUAAAUGGGAAGCAUCUUGUCACUACCCUGCCCAAGGACCCAGAAGUGGCAGAAGCCAGGCGCGGCCAGUUUGAAAGUGUUGCGCCUUCUCAAAAUUUUUCAGAAAGCAGUGAAAGUGAUACUCAUUCAUUUAUAAUAGAUGAAAAUGGAUUGUCUACUGGUCUACAGCCUAAUGAAUCUAUAGAAACAACAGAAUCAUUUGAAAUCCCAUGGAUACCUGAAAUUCAGUCUGAAAUACCAGAACAUUUUUCCAGUGGUGAGACUGAUGCUUUCCCCACAGCUCCAUUUCAGGAGCAAGAAACCACAGAGGAGCCAGAAUCCAUUACAAAGGGAACACCUGAGCUGGAUCGUCUGGUACCUGAACACACCAAUCCUCCAGCUCUGUUUCCUGAAGAGUAUUCAGGAGAUGCCACCAUUGACCAAGAAUCUCUGAAAACUGUCAUUUCAAGGGCCACAGAAGUAACAUUUGGUGAAGAGGCAGGAAAAAGUGAUUCUAUCAUAUAUCCUCUAAGUGUAACUUCAAGUUCUCCAUCAGCAAAUAUUUCAGAGGAAGUAUCAGUCACCUUAGCAGGAAAUUCAUGGUCUGAUGAUCCAGUAUCCACCAUAGAGAGCUGGAUGGAAGCAACCCCUCAACAGAUUGUUGAAUUCUCAGGGAAUCCUUCAGUUCCUGUUCCAGAUGGCUCUGGAGAAGCAGAAGAAGAUAAUAAAGAUAAAAUCUUCACCAUAGAAACUGAUUUAUCACCAAAAAGUACCACAGACACACUCAAAAUCUUAGAUACCAGCAAUGGCAUGAUUACAGAAAACCUUUUUAAUGUUCCUGUGACCUCUAUUUAUUCUGUUUCUGAACAAAAUUCUGCAGAAGUAGAACCUACCAAAUCCGUAAGGGAAACAGACACUUCCACCUGGGUGUUAAGCACAUUUCUUGAGGGAAAGACAAGGAAAGAUGAGGAAGAAGGAUUUACAGGUACAUCCUCAACAGUUGAGGUGUUUUCACCUACCCAAAGAUCAGACCAAUUAUUUUUACCCUCUGAACUUGAAAACAAAAAUGAAGCUACAUCUGGUGAUUCACCAUUUGUUACCAGGAAAAGUUUUGUGUCCUUGACAACACCCACACAGUCUGAACAGGAAAUGUCAAGUUCUCUUCUUGUCUUCACAGAAACAAAUGUUUUAGACAAUAUGGGGACUGAGAGCUCUGAAUCCAGGAUUAGCAAUCAAUCUGGUAUACUGAAAGGGUUGUCCACUGCAUCAGGGAGUCCCUUUAUGGAGCACGGAUCUGGAGAAGCAGCCACUGACCUAGAAGUGACAACUGUUUCUUCGUUUUCAUUACAUUUUGAGCCUGAAAUUCAGACCAAAAAGGAAGCAGCUGGCACACUGUCACCCCAGGUGGAAAGUGAAUUCUCUGUUGAGCCAAAAGGACUAGUUUCAAGUACAGAAGUGGACAGAGAGGCUACUAAAAUUCUAAGUCGAACAUCUAAAGAAAAUCCAUUUUCAGAGGGCUCAGGUGCACCUGAUUACGAGGCAGAAAUUAAGUUCUUUCCUACAGAUUUUCCUCUGGAGGAAGAUUUUAGUGGUGACUUUAGAGAAUAUUCAACAGUAUCUUACCCCGUUUCAAAAGAAGAAAUGGUAGUGCCAGAAGGCUCUGGGCAUGCAACACUUAAAGAUUUCCAGAUUGAGCCGUCUGUAAUACCUAGUUCAGAUCACAUUGAUCACAUGGCUGACUUGGAAAGAACUGACAGUACCUUAAUCAGCACAUCAGCCUUCCCUUGGGAAGAGUUCACAGCAUCUGCUGAGGGUUCAGGUGAACACUUGGUCUCAAUUAGCAGCUCUGUUGAACAAGUGUUUCCCAGUGCGCCGGGAUAUGUUUUAGGUAAAGAUUCACCAUCUAUUGACCAAGGUUUGGGAGAAGCAGGUUCUAUUAACAGCUCUGAUAAAAGAUCCACAAUUUUACCAACAAUAGAAACUGAAGAUACUGAAGUGAAGUUCUCUGGCACAGUUGUUACGGACUUUCCUCAAACUAUGGGGCCAGCCAAAUUAUGGUCUAGGCAAGAAACUAAUCCUGUUAGACAAGGAAUGAAAAGUGAAACAGCUUCAGAGGAAAUGAUUAAAGAACAGAAACAAUUUGAAUCACUCCAAGGCUCUGUGGCUCCAGAACAAACAAGUUUUGAUUCACAAAUAUUUUCUGAAACAGGACUCAGUACGACAGAUUAUUCUAUGCCAUCAACAAAGAAAACUUAUGAUGCUGUUAAGGAAAUUGAAGAGGAAGGGAUUUCCUCAAUUGAUGUCUCUUCAGAUCCAGAUGUAAAGACCUUGGAACUCUAUACUACUCACCCAGGAGUUGAGGAAAUAACUCAUUUUUUCUUACCUACUACCUCAGUGACUCAGUCUACAGCAGCUGAAAGUGUAAUUACAGAUUCAUUAAUCAAAGAGGAAGAAGGUAUUAAACCCUUUCCCAAAGUUACAAGACCAACAAUUACAGAGUCAGACGGCGAUGUUUUAUUUUCUGGACUAGGAUCAGGAGAAGUCAUGUCUACUAUAGCAUCUGUGAGUUUUCCUGAAACAGAACAUACCAUUCACACACUAUAUCCUCUAACUUCUCAAGUGGAGAUUUUAGAAACAAGCGUUUUAAGUGAUACAGUUGAAGACAAUGUAGGAACAGAAAAUGUGCCAAAUGGUAUUAGAUCAUCCACUAGAUCAUCCAUUACCCAAACAGACAACAUCUCUGAAAACAUUGAAACUGCAUCUAGCAUAACUUUACUGAAAAAUUUAGGUGACACCAACAAGAAAGAACCCACCAAGGCACCUUUCAUUUUCUCCACAGGCACCAAACAGGAUCAAAGGCAUACUUUCAGCUGGGCAGAAGAAAUACAGACUAGUAGACCACAACCUAUGACUGAACAAGCUUCUGAGGAGAAUUUGUCAGCAGCAGAAACAAAAGAAACAGUAACCUCCCCCACUGAGUAUCUGACUAGAACUUAUGAUCUUGAAAUGGCCAAGGGAGUUGAAACAUCAUCCCCUAAACCUGCUAAUUUGUUUUAUGAACAUUCUGGGGAAGGAUCUGGGGAAUUUGAUAUGGUUGAUUUAGUUCACACUUUUGGAACUACUCAGGCAACCAGUCAAGGAAAUCCUACAUUUGUUUCUGAUAGAUUCUUGGGAAAACAUUCUGAAGUGCCAAGUAUUGAUGGUGCUACUGUUGAUGGAUUCCCAACAGUUUCAGUGGUGCUACCUCUUCACUCAGAACAGAAUGAAAGCUUCUCUGAUUCAACUAACACACCCUCAACUACAGUGUCAUAUGAGAGGUCCCCAGAAGGAAUUUCUGGUAGUUUUCAAGACCAUUUCAAGGAGUCCACCUUAAAACCUAACCGAAGAAAAGCCACUGAAAAUAUUAUUAUAGAUCUGGACAAAGAGGACAAAGAUUUAAUGUUAACAAUUACAGAGAAUCCCAUCCUUGAAAUUCUACCUGAACUGACAUCAGAUAAAAAUACUAUCAUAGAUAUUGAUCACACUAAACCUGUGUAUUCAGACAUCCUUGGAAUGCAAACAGACAUAGAUUCAGAGGCAUCACAUGGCACUAAUGAAGAAGGCCCUCAAGUUCAAGAGAUUUUUGAGACAUCUGUUAAUCUUUCUUCAACUGAGGAAAACUUUGAGAACUCUGGUGAAAUUCCGACUAGUUACAGUCAGGCCAUGCAUACUGAAUUGAUGACUUCUGAAGACAGAACCCAAUUCGAUCCCAUGGGCUUUGUCUUCUCCACCAGGAUCCCUGUCCCCAGGACAGAAACAGAAUUAGAUAUUUUAUUUCCCACAGCAUCAUCCCUACCUGUUUCUAGUAAGUCUACCACAGUUAAUGCAGAGAUUGAAGAAUCCAAAAUUGAAGCAAAAGCUGUAGACGACAUCUUUGAAUCUAGCACACUAUCUGAUGGUCAAGCUAUUGCUGACCAAAGUGAAAUAAUAUCAACAUUGGGCCAUUUGGAAAGAACACAGGAUGAGUAUGAAGAAAAAAAACAUGCAAGUCCUUCUUUUCAGCCAGAAUUCUCUUCAGGAGCUGAGGAGGCACUGAUAGAUCCUUCAUCCUAUGUAAGUAUUAGUACUACCCACCUUAUGACUCAGAGUUUAACAGAAGCACCCAAUGUGAUGAAAGGAUCCAGUCCCCCAGAUAACACAGAUAGAACGUCAGAGGUUUAUGCUUUUGCAAAGAUGACUUCGAAUAUACCAGCCUCUCCUUUCACUGCCCUUUUAGACCGGGAAACCUCUGAACACACAGGGGAUGCCCAGCCAAGUGUUCUGCCAAGUACAGAGGCCAACACUGCACAAAUACCUCCAGGAAAACAUUCAAAUCUUGAAGUACCUUCCAAACCACCUAGUGAAGAGAUAACUGAACUUCCCUCUGAUUCUCCAAACACAGUAUUAGGACUCUUGGAAGACUACAAUCAACCUAAGUUAUUAGAACAAACAGAAGCUUUGCCCAUAGAACUAGUCACUGAAGAAGGAAUUGAGAUUGUCCCAGAUUCCCCCUACAAAGACAAUGUUCAACUUUCUAGAGAAACAGUCAAGGUACUUCCUAGCGUUACAACACCUGAGUCUGGAACUGUUGUCACAACUGAUGGUGAAAUUAAGUUACAAGGUGCUGUGCUGCGGCCAUAUUCUACUGCUGCUUCUGUGACUUACAAGGUAGAGACUGAUGUGCCUGGGACCUCUGAGAGGCCCACAGUUCCUUCUCAGGAAAUAAACCUUGAAACACAAGCAAUUUUGGUCAAAGGGGUGGAUUCCACAGUAGCAGCAACAGAACAACAAGUAUCAGUGAGAAUUCUUGAUUCCAAUAGACAGGCAACAGUAAGCCCUGCAGAGUUAAAUACUGAGCUUGUGACACCAUCAUUUCCCCUUCUGGAAAAUUCUAAUGAAACUGGUUUCCUGCUUGGCAUUAAUGAAGAGUCAGUGGAAGGCACAGCAGUUUAUUUACCAGGAACUGAUCGUUGUAAAACAAAUCCGUGCCUUAAUGGAGGCACCUGUUAUCCUACUGAAACUUCCUACGUGUGCACCUGCGUGCCGGGAUACAGUGGUGACCAGUGUGAACUAGAUUUUGAUGAAUGUCACUCUAACCCCUGUCGCAAUGGAGCCACAUGCAUCGAUGGGUUUAAUACAUUCAGAUGUCUCUGCCUUCCAAGCUAUGUUGGUGCACUUUGUGAACAAGACACUGAGACUUGUGACUACGGCUGGCACAAAUUUCAAGGGCAAUGCUACAAAUACUUUGCCCAUCGACGCACGUGGGAUGCAGCUGAAAGAGAAUGCCGUCUGCAGGGUGCCCAUCUCACCAGUAUUCUGUCUCAUGAGGAACAAAUGUUUGUGAAUCGCUUAGGCCAUGAUUAUCAGUGGAUAGGCCUCAAUGACAAGAUGUUUGAACAUGAUUUCCGUUGGACUGAUGGCAGCUCACUGCAAUAUGAGAACUGGAGACCCAACCAGCCAGAUAGCUUCUUUUCUGCUGGAGAAGACUGUGUGGUCAUCAUUUGGCAUGAGAAUGGCCAGUGGAAUGACGUCCCCUGCAAUUACCAUCUCACCUAUACCUGCAAGAAAGGAACAGUUGCUUGCGGCCAGCCCCCCGUUGUAGAAAAUGCCAAGACUUUUGGAAAGAUGAAACCUCGUUAUGAAAUCAACUCCCUGAUUAGAUAUCACUGCAAAGAUGGUUUCAUUCAACGCCACCUUCCAACUAUUCGUUGUUUAGGAAAUGGAAGAUGGGCUCUGCCUAAAAUUACCUGCAUGAACCCAUCUGCAUACCAAAGGACUUAUUCUAAGAAAUACUUUAAAAACUCCUCAUCAGCAAAUGACAAUUCAAUAAAUACAUCAAAACAUGAUCACCGUUGGAGUCGGAGGUGGCAGGAGUCCAGGCGCUGAGCCCUAAAAUGGCGAACAUGUGUUUUCAUCAUUUCAGCCAAAGUCCUAACUUCUUGUGCCUUUCUUAUCACCUCGAGAAGUAUUAUCAGUUGGUUUGGAUUUUGGACCACUGUCCAGCCAUUUUGGGUUGCUGUGCACUCCAAAUAUUUUAACUGAAAGUGUUGACAUUCAAAAAAAAAAAAAGAAGGCAAACAAAUGAGAGAAAAUGAGGGGAGAAAGGAACCAUUUCCAGCCUUUUUUUUUAAGAAGUUUUUUUAUUUGUCUCCAAUGCAAUACCAUUUUAUAAUGUAUACCAGCCUACUGUACUAUUUAAAAAGCUCAAUUUCAGCAUCAAUGUCAAUGUAAAUAAGAUGAUUUAAUGUUGAUUUUAAUCCUGUAUAUAAAAUAAGAAGUCACCUUGAGUUCAGGCAUAUUUAAUGAUGAUUAUGGGACCCUUUGCGGUCUUUAAUCAUUGGUUCGGCUGCUUUUUGUAGUGUGUUUAGGCUGGAAAUGGUUUCAUUUGCUCCUUGACCAUCAGCAAGACAGAGAACAGCUUUUCUCGGAACUAACAAAUGCAGUAUCCCAGUCACUGUGCCAUCCUCACCAUUGGUGCAGGUUGCUUCUGUGUAUUGCUGAAGACUUGCUAACGGAAUCCUGAUGGAAUUAGGGACUGCAAUGUGGAACUCUUCUUUGCCGCAACCCUUUCUCUUCACUUACAAGAAAGGCUGAAUGGAGGACUUUUCUAUCACCAGGAGCAUUUUUUUAGGGGUCAAAGUGCUAAUUAUUAACUCAACCAGGUCUACUUUUUAAUGGUUUUCCUAACACUAACUCACAAAGUUACAGAUCUACACUUUCAAAUGGAUCUAGACCUAGGGCUCUGGAGGGUGGGGGGAUUGUUGAAACAACAACAAAGAAAGAAAUUUUGUAUAUAUAACCAUUUUAAUCUUUUAUAAAGUUUUGAAUGUUCAUGUAUGAAUGCUGCAGCUGUGAAGCAUACAUAAAUAAAUGAAGUAAGCCAUACUGAUUUAAUUUAUUGGAUGUUAUUUUCGCCCCCCCCCACCAUGCCCCCAACUGCAACCUGAAAACUGACAUAGUAUGGUAGUUAUUUUUCAGUGUUUUUGUAUUUCCCUCACAAAGUUUGGAACUAUAAUCUAGGUAUUUUGUCCCCGAUUGAAUGAUGUGAUAGAUCAACUGCAUCAAGUAUUUGUUACAAGAGUGGAAAAGUAUAUAGUUUUCAGCAAAUCGUGUUUGCCCAUUCUAAGCAAGGGGCAUAUAUUUAGAAAUAGCGUGGACAUUUCUUCCUUGUUAGGUGGAGUGUAUGUAUGUAUAUUCUCUUUAUCUUUUCCCACUCUGUUUUCUCCCAUGUAUUUGAAUAAAGUGACUGCUGAUGAUAACCUUGAAUCAUUAUCCACUUACUUUGAAUGCUUAAAAGAAAAUCUGUAAUGGAAAGAAGACAUUUAGUAGUCUUUGUCCAAUUUCAGCCAGAAUGACAUUAAGAAAAGAAGACAACAAAUAAAAUGCAAGCAGCAAAAAGCACACCCAACAACAAUAUUUUUUUUCUUCAUGAAAACUCCUUUGGGUAGGAAGGAGCAACUGUAGCAACAAUCACAUAUACUGUCUUUAAGCAAGUUCCCUUGGUUGUGCUGCAUUAGUGCAAUCUACCAUUAGGUGUCCGUGAGCACAGAGCAACAGGGUGUUGAAUAUUUAGGUUUUACUUUUUUUUUCCCCUUCUUUCAUUACAAUGCACAUAAUACAUUCCUGUAUUUAUAUUAUAACAUGUAUAGUGUAAAAUGUGAAUGACUGUCUUUUUUUGUGAAUGAAAUCAAAAAUCUUUGUAACUUUUUAUAUAUGCUUUUGUUUCACCAAAGAAACCUAAAAUCCUUCUUGUA
Molecule: messenger RNA, 11874 nt
Organism: Sorex fumeus (smoky shrew)
Lineage: Eukaryota; Metazoa; Chordata; Mammalia; Eulipotyphla; Soricidae
Gene: VCAN
Product: versican
Exons: 15
Coding region: 245-10006 (3253 amino acids)
Biological process (GO): cell adhesion
Molecular function (GO): calcium ion binding; hyaluronic acid binding
Source: RefSeq, a predicted model, not a curated record